Messenger RNA from Lingula anatina, 2186 nucleotides. Its product is annotated as GMP synthase [glutamine-hydrolyzing]. Gene Ontology annotation, biological process: GMP biosynthetic process. The record is from RefSeq and is a predicted model, not a curated record. Gene Ontology annotation, cellular component: cytosol. Lineage: Eukaryota; Metazoa; Brachiopoda; Lingulata; Lingulida; Lingulidae. Gene Ontology annotation, molecular function: GMP synthase (glutamine-hydrolyzing) activity; GMP synthase activity; ATP binding.
CGCAUUACAAACUCCGCGAACAGAAGACGGAAAAAGCGUGAGGACUGUCUCGUGAAAUUUUGACAAUUGGUACUACAUUGUGCUGUAGCAGAAUGAAUGGUGGGGAGGUGCUGGCGGCUCAGGUGAAUGGAGAUCUACUUGAGCAGCAUACGGACACUGUGGCAAUACUGGAUGCUGGGGCUCAGUAUGGAAAGGUAAUAGAUCGUAAAGUAAGAGAACUGUGUGUGGAGUCGGUCAUCCUACCCCUGGAUACCCCCGCCUUUGCCCUGAAGGAGACUGGAUACAAAGCCAUUAUCAUAUCUGGAGGUCCUAGUUCCGUCAAUGAUGAAGAUGCUCCUAAAUAUGACCCAGAAAUAUUUCACUGUGGACUACCAGUCCUAGGAAUUUGUUAUGGUUUGCAUAUGAUGAACAAGGAGUUUGGGGGUGUGGUGGAGAAGAAAGAAACCAGAGAAGAUGGACAGUUCAAUGUGAAAGUGGAUCUGGAAUGUUCUCUGUUCAAAGGUUGUGACCCAGAGGAGCCAGUGCUACUCACACAUGGAGACAGUGUGGGUAGUUGUGCAGAUGGAUUCAAAGAGGUGGCAUUUUCUGGAAAUAUUGUGGCAGCUAUAGCCAAUGAAAAACUGAAGAUGUUCGCAGUCCAGUUUCACCCCGAGGUGGACCUGACAACCCAUGGGAAGACUAUGCUGAAGAACUUCCUGUAUGGUAUAGCAGAGUGUAAAGGCACUUACAACAUGAAGGGGAGAGAGGCGGCUUGUUUAGAAUAUAUAAGAAAAACUGUGGGCGAUCACAAAGUACUUAUGUUGGUAAGUGGAGGUGUGGACUCCACAGUGUGUGCUGCUUUACUUCACAAAGCACUGAAGGAAGACCAGGUGAUAGCUGUACAUAUAGACAAUGGUUUCAUGAGAAAGAAUGAGAGCAAAAAGGUUGAAGAAUCUCUAAGAGGACUAGGACUCAAGUUAAAAGUUGUCAAUGCCAGUCACACUUUCUACAGCGGCUACACGUCACUGCCAGUUGACAGCUCUGAUCCCAACUCACGGAAACGCAAAACAAAAACCUUAAAUACAACCACCAACCCAGAGGAGAAGAGGAAAAUUAUAGGCGACACGUUUAUGAGGGUAGCCAACGAAGUUAUUGAUGAAUUAGACCUGAAACCAGAAGACGUAUAUUUAGGUCAAGGCACCCUCCGUCCUGAUCUGAUAGAAAGUGCCUCUGAGCUGGCAAGUUCUAAAGCAGACGCCAUUAAGACGCACCACAAUGACACAGACCUGGUCAGAGAGCUCAGGAAACAGGGCAGAGUUGUAGAACCCCUUGUAGACUUUCACAAAGAUGAAGUAAGACUAAUAGGCAAAGACUUGGGCCUACCAGCUGAAAUAGUGCAGAGACACCCUUUUCCAGGUCCUGGUUUAGCAAUACGGGUACUUUGUACAGAAGAACCUUAUAUAGAUAAGUCUUUUGGAGAGACAAGUAUCAUAUUGAAACUGAUUAUUGAAUACAGCACUGCCAUUAAGAAGCCACAUGCACUUUUAGACCGCAUCAAACGUGCCACAUCAGAGCAGGAGCAGGAAGCAUUAACGCGGAUCAGUUCCACGGACAAACUAGGAGUCGCGCUAUUACCCAUACAGACAGUGGGCGUACAGGGGGACUGCCGGACAUAUAGCUACCCUGCUGCCCUCUUUAGUGAUACAGAGCCAAAUUGGGAGAAUCUCUUUACCUUAGCCAAACUUAUACCUAGAAUAUGCCAUAAUAUAAAUAGGGUUGUGUACGUGUUUGGAGGACUCCUACAUUAUCCGAUACAAGAUGUCACGCCCACUUUCCUGACAGAAGGAGUAUUAGCGACACUAAGACAGGCAGAUUAUCUAGCACAUAAGGUACUUCAUGAAUCUGGUUACACUCCCAAACUCAGUCAAAUGCCCGUGGUUCUGGUCCCGCUUCACUUCGACCGCGACCCCAUGGGGACCGUGCCAUCUUGCCAAAGAUCUGUGGCCAUCAGGACGUUCAUCACCAAUGACUUCAUGACUGGCGUGGCGGCCGUGCCUGGGCAAGAUUUGUCUAAAGAGAUGGUGAAUCAAAUGGUGGAACAGAUUCUCACAGUCCCCGGCAUAUCCAGGGUCAUGUAUGAUCUCACAUCCAAACCUUCGGGGACAACGGAAUGGGAAUAAGAUCAGAUGAAGACUGAAAUCGGGAGA